AUCUCCGUCAGUGAUGAGGACUUCCAGGUGGCGCUGAGUGUGCUACAAGACAACCUGAAGGAGCAGACAGACACAUCAACCCUGGAUGAACCCUUGGUCGUGGAGGCUGCCGACACUAUGGAGAACGUGAAGGACAUCGAUCGUGUCCUUGCCGAGCACGGACACGUCUUCACCAAGGUCAAGUUCUCCUUCACCAUCGAGGCUGUCACCGUGUCGCUCUUCACUAAACGCACUAUUAGACUUUCAUCAGUAUCCAGCGACACACUCAUCAACCUGAUCGACACAGUGCCCAGUGGAUCAGCCUCCCAGGAGUGUCUGAGUCCUGGGAGCUCUAUGGACGCUGCCUCUCCGUGCUCCUUUACCCUGACACCAGGCCGCUCCAAGGGGGCCCACCGGGUGAUACCAGACGCGGACUACAGUGUGGAUAUUCCCAAAGAAGCGCUGUCAGAGAUCUCCCUCAAAGUGGUCACCCUGAAGGGAGAGAUGAUGUCGGACGGGACGCUUGUGACCAACCUUGUCCUAUACAACUGUGUACUGCAAGACACAAGGCCAGGCCAGAAAGACUGCAUCAACAAAAUGAUGGAGAGGAGGGCGACGAAUGGUUCACGAGGCAUGCUGGACCUCACCUUCCGGCAGGGCAGCUCCAGCGACAUAUUUGUUGACGUUCGUAUCUCCGGCUUCAUCUUGGUGCUGCAUCUUCCGUACCUGCUCAGAAUACAGCGCUUCUUCACCGACAACCUCCCCAAGCAGCCAGAGGAGCCGCAGCCACAACAGAAGACCAAGGAGAUAGCCAAGCCCAAGGUGGACAAGGCGCCCGAGGAGGAGGUGCAGCCGAGGAACGCCAUGACAAUCCGUGUCAAGGUGGAGCAGCCGCUCAUCGCCCUGGUGGAAGACGUGUCAUCCAUCAACACAUCCUGCAUCAUCCUCCAUGCUGAGGCCAACUGUGACAUCAAGAUGGCCCCGCAGCACCAGAACAUCGCCGCCAACGUGACCAACAUAGAGAUGUACACCUGCUGCUUCAACCCGGAGAUCAGGCAGAGAACAACAGCACAGGUAGGACAGAUGAUGGCUUACAGGACUGUUAUGGUAGAUGAAGGAAAGUAUUGCAUGGACGAGAUGGUUAUAAGGAAUGAAGAUGAAGAAAAAUAAACUAUAGAGUAAAUGAUAACAAGGAAUGAAGGGAUUUGCUACUUCAACCCGGAGAUCAGGCAGAGAACAACAG
This is a messenger RNA of Eriocheir sinensis (Chinese mitten crab), 1222 nucleotides long. Its product is annotated as intermembrane lipid transfer protein Vps13-like. The record is from RefSeq and is a predicted model, not a curated record. NCBI's taxonomy places the organism in Eukaryota, Metazoa, Arthropoda, Malacostraca, Decapoda, Varunidae.